Messenger RNA from Caenorhabditis briggsae, 1677 nucleotides. RefSeq names its product Protein CBR-RABS-5 (gene Cbr-rabs-5). NCBI's taxonomy places the organism in Eukaryota, Metazoa, Nematoda, Chromadorea, Rhabditida, Rhabditidae. The transcript is spliced from 7 exons. Bases 1 to 1677 code for a protein of 558 amino acids. The record is from RefSeq and is a predicted model, not a curated record. Gene Ontology annotation, molecular function: metal ion binding.
AUGGAUGAAGCAGCGGGUGCAGACAACAGCAAUGUUGUUAGGCAGGGCUUCAUCUGUCCGUUCUGCAUGGAGGAUUUUGGAGAAUACGAACGACUGAUGUUCCACGUUGAAGAUGACCAUCCAGAAGAGGACACUAGCGAUUUGGCUGGAUUGUUUGUUUCCAAUGUAAAAGGAUUCUUUGACAAAGCAAAGCGAGGAAUUCAGAAGCUAGACGCCAAAAAGAGCAUAGCUGAUAUAGCAAGUAACGUCGAAUCAGAACUGGCAGAAACUACAGAGAAGUUAGCAGAACGAGGAGCUCCUCUACCUCGGAUACCUAAACCUCUACCACCCGAUGAAAUUUCCCCCGGGACAAUGCGAUCGAAAACGAGAGAGUUCAUGGCGACACGAGAGCUGAAUAUAAAUGAAGUAGCUGUUAGAACGAAUAUGUUGAUUAUCAGGCUGGAUCGAUUGAUUAAUGGUGGCCCAAAGGAUAAAGAUCCGGUGAAAAGAAAAGAAUUCGAACGAGAAAUAGUUCCGUGGUUAGAUGACGCAGAAGCUCCAUGUUGUCCGCUGUGUGCCGCCAGAUUCGGUCUCACUCGCCGACGUCAUCACUGCAGGCUUUGUGGAAAAGUCUUGUGUCAUUCAUGUAGCGAAUUCCUUUCUUUUGAUACAGCUAGAUCCCUUACAAGUUCCUCCAACCCAUUGGGAGAUACUCAUAUCGACGUAAACGAGAAGUCACAAGACGAAACAGAAUCCUCCAACAACGAUGGAAACACCAAACGAAGUACGUUUUUCUCAUUCCAACACAAAAUGGAUAAAAUGAAAAAAGCGAUGGCUGAAGCGGUGCAAAAAGUUCAUUCAGCCGCUGCGGGAGAGGAAAUCAUAGCUGGAGCAUUGAACGAGCAAGAAAUGUCAGAUCACAUGAGAGUUUGUAAUCUGUGUCUUCGAGAUUUGCAUUUGCGGGAGAGUCAAAUGGAAAAGAAAGAUCCGCCCGCAUAUGUACAACAGUACGAUUUUAUGCAAGAAUUGAUUGAAGAAGUAAAGAAUCUUGUUCCAACUUAUGUCAGAGUGGUUGUCAGUUUGAAAAAUGGCGAAUCUGUAUACACGCACCAACACGGAGAGGAGUUACGAUCCAAGUGUCUGGAAAUUCAAAAGAAUAUCGAAAUCCUCAGUAAAAGAAUCGCCGAAGGAGCCGAUAAUAAACCAAAUGCUGCAAAAGAGCAACAAUUGAGAAGGAAUAUUCGUUUAUCAGCUAUUCAGUCUCUUCAAGGAUUGAUCGGUCAAAUGGAGUCACUUCCAACAGCAGAAGAAUGUGCAAAUCGGAUAGCUAAAAGAAAAGAAAAACGAGUGAAAGAUUUUGCGAGGGUGAAUCGAACUGUGAUGAAGAUGUCGAAUUCGUUGCCACAACUGAUUGCUCAUCCUAAUCUGAACAGUACUGGAAGUGUCUCUUCGUUAGGAGGAGGUCCACCGUCUGUGGACGAUGGAUGGACUGCGGAAGAUAAUGACCUAGUAUUUGAACCAUCCUCCAUCGAAGACGACACGAUACAAACCGACCAUCCGCUAUACGAACAACGCGAACAACUUCGAAAGUUUCUUUAUCAAGCAUCGUCCACUGGAAAAAUGGACGAAAUGGAUAUUCUGGAGAGAAAUCUCAAAGAAAUCGAAGAAGAGAUGAUUCGCCUCGGACUACCAUGCUAA